UUGGCGUGCCAGCUCCAGGGCUCUAUUGAGAGGCAGUGUGACGGACACAAUGCGAGCGACAGACCUGCUGUAUCAACAGCUCGCCGUUUUCUGCUGCCCUCGCCAGAAAUAAACCAUAAAUACCCCCCUGAGCCCCAGACUACCACCGCCACAAGACCCACACACACUCUGCCUGCACCAAUACACCCCAGAUACACCCACCAAAGCCAGGACAAACGCAAGGGCAAUGUCAGAACAGCAGGGGGCACCAGAGCAGCUGGCAGCAGGAAAAGGCCAGGGAGGGGUGGGUGGCACUUACAAGGUGGUGCUGUUCGAGUUUGAGAAUUUCCAGGGCAGAAAGGUGGAGCUCUCUGCAGCAUCCAAGGAUGUGACGGAGAAAGGUCUGGAGAAAGUCGCCUCUGUGCUGGUGGAGUGUGGGCCAUGGGUUGGGUUUGCCCAGCAGGCCUUCAAAGGGGAACAGUUUGUUCUGGAGAAGGGCGAAUAUCCACGCUGGGCCACCUGGACCAACAGCCAGAACAACUACAGCCUGAUGUCUCUACGUCCACUCAAAGUGGACAGUGCGGAACACAAGCUGCACUUGUUUGAGGCAGAGGGAUUCGCGGGAAGGAAGAUGGAGAUUGUGGACGACGAUGUGCCCAGCCUCUGGGCCCACGGCUUCCAGGACCGUGUCGGCAGCGUGAAGUCACUCAGCGGAACGUGGGUGGGAUAUGUGUACCCCGGCUAUAGGGGGCACCAGUUCGUGUUUGAGAAGGGAGACUUCAAGCACUGCAACGACUGGGGCUCGGCGCGGCCGGAGAUCCAGUCCGUGCGUCGCAUCCGGGACAUGCAGUGGCACACGAAGGGCUGCUUUCAGGCCGCCGCCCCCGCACCCACCCCCACACCCCCACCGCCCGCCCCGGCCACCGCCACCGGCUCCAGCUGA
Conger conger (European conger) is the source of this 922-nucleotide messenger RNA. RefSeq names its product crystallin, beta B3 (gene crybb3). The coding region runs from base 227 to 922 and encodes 231 amino acids. The record is from RefSeq and is a predicted model, not a curated record. Gene Ontology annotation, molecular function: structural constituent of eye lens. Lineage: Eukaryota; Metazoa; Chordata; Actinopteri; Anguilliformes; Congridae. The transcript has 6 exons. Gene Ontology annotation, biological process: visual perception; lens development in camera-type eye.